GGGAAGGAGCUCACUAUUUCCUGACAGGAUUGCUGAUAGGAUCUUUGCAAGGAUACUCCAGCCAAUGUUAACAGGAGAUAGAGCCAGCGUGGGUUGCUCACCCUGUCAGUCGAGUCCCUAAACAGUUGGACAUAGCUUUGUGCAAAAUCAGCUUAAGCAGAUAUUUUAACACUCCGACGGGAGGUGCCAGUGAGAUCUUUACUGCCAGAUAAGUCUGCGUAGAAUUGUAGCCUUCCUUCGUUGUGAAAUCCAACAAGGGUGGGGGUUUCUCUUCCGACGCCGCCACUUCUGCUGUUUGGAAGGACUUCAUCCGGAAAGCAACUACGCUGCCUGAGGACAGCAGAACAAGAACGAGGCAGGUCCUGGAAAGGAAAAGAAAUCGGAUUGUCUGCUGAAAGGAAUCCCCUACAAGCUCAGAAGGACAGCGGCAUUUCUCAUUCUUCCACUCUCCGUGUACUGAUCGGCGGAAGGAUUAAGGAAGAAAAGAUUUAAGCAAAGGGGCGGAACCUCUACCCAGGAAUCGACCUGUGGUGAAGGAAGGGGCUUCGCGUGGCAAGCGCACAUACUUACUUCUCAUUUUUGGCAAUGAGAGGCGGUACCUGGAGAGGUAGGCGCGCGUGGGACGCUCCGGGCAAGAUAUAGCGGCCCCCUGCAAGGGCGCUCAACCUUUGCCACCCGCCCUAAAUUGCUUUGGUAGAGAGGAGGGGAUUUCAGUCUAGGCAGCUUCUGUCCCUCCUCCUUCAGGGAAGGGCUGCGGGCCGAGUUGCUGCUUUGCAUGCAGAAACUCUACGGCCCAAUCCCUAGUGCCACCAUAUAGGGCUGGGAAAGACGCCUGUUUUUCUGGACAUCUCGCUGGUACCCUCCGAAGUUGUUCCCGGCUGGACACACCUCCUCACUCUAUUGCUGAUUAGGACAGCCCACAGUAAAAGCCUUGGGCCAACCACUGUGUCUGUAAUAAAGCAUUUUCAUUGGACACACCUGGAGUGGCAAUGGAGUUGAUGGCCAAUCAGUUUUGAAGUAUGUUUGAAGCUGACUUCAAGGGCAAGACCACAAUGCUUCAUUGUCACCUAAUAUUUCUCAUUGGAAUGACACUUGUAUACAGAGAAAUAUGUGCAGUUCCUCAGUGUGCCGUAAAAGAUGGACUUGUGUACUAUGAUGCAUGCAACCUCACAGAGGUUCCCCCUCUGCCUGAAGACAUUGUUUUACUCUCCCUAAAUUUCAAUUUCAUCCAAGAAGUGAAUUCCUCCUCCUUCCCACUGCUGAAACGAUUGCUGAUUUUGUCACUUGGAAGCCAGAAAAUCUAUCCUGUAAUAAUAGGAAAAGACACUUUUAGGAACUUGCCAAAUCUUCAGCAACUGGAUUUAGGUUUCAAUAACAUGAUUGUGUUGGAUCCACAAGCUUUCAGGGGCCUGGCAAACUUAAAUAAGCUUCUGCUAUAUAAAAAUGGUCUUAAUGGAUCCAUUCUGGAAGAGGAUUACCUUCAAGAUUUGGUCUCUUUGGAAUUUCUGGAUCUUGCAUUCAAUGAGAUCACUAGAGUUCGUCCUCAUCCUUCAUUGUACAACAUGCAGCACUUGAGACUUCUGAACUUGAAAUUAAACCACAUUGAGACCAUAUGUGAAGGAGAUUUGGACAGCUUUCAUGGAAAAGUCUUCACAGUGUUGAUUAUCAAUUCUAAUGGGUUGUAUCGAGGAAAUUCUCAGGACUGGGCAACUUGUGGGAAUCCUUUUAAAAACAUUAUCUUAGAUACGUUGGACGUUGGUGGUAAUGGCUGGGAUGUAGCAACAACACAGCAAUUCUGUACAGCUAUUCAGGGAACUGCGCUUGAGAGUCUGAAGCUCUCAUCUCACUCGAUGGGCUCAUCAUUUGGCUUUAAUAACCUACAGGACCCAAACAAUGAUACAUUUGCUGGUCUUUCUAAUAGUGGUCUUCGCUUGCUUGAUAUUUCACACGGCUUUAUCUUUUCCCUUAACCCACAUGUAUUUCAGUAUCUCAGUGAUCUGAAAUGGCUUGAUCUCAACAAAAAUAAAAUUAAUCAAAUUCAAAAAGGAGCAUUCUUUGGACUUUGGAACCUUCAGUACCUAAACCUGUCAUACAAUUUGCUGGGCGAACUCUUUACUUACACUUUUGAAGGACUUGAGAAUGUGCUUUCUAUAGAUUUGCAACAUAAUCAUAUUGGGGUGAUUGGUGGGGCUCCAUUUAAAGGUUUACCAAGGCUUCAGACUGUGAAUCUCGGGGACAAUGCCCUAAAAGUAAUCCUGUCACUUCCAAAUCUCUCCUUUGCUUUUUUAGCUGGCAACCGGCUACAAUCUAGAGACUACAACAGAAUAGUGGCUAUAAAUGCUACCUUCCUUGACUUGGAAGGAAACAGGAUGGACAAUCUGGGGGACCUCUAUGAACUUCUCCGAUAUCCCGUUUCACAGUAUAUCAUUUUGAGAAAUAAUCGCUUCUCAUAUUGUGACAAAUACAAUGAUAUAGCAGAAAACAACCAGUUGCAGUACUUGGAUCUUGGAGACAAUAUGUUAAAGCUUGUGUGGGAGAGACUUUUAUGCUUGGAUGUGUUCAAGGUACUUUCAAAGCUUCAAGUCCUGCAUCUCAAUAAUAACUAUCUUAGUUUCCUUCCAGAGGGUAUCUUUAGUGGCCUAGUAUCACUGAAGAGGCUUAACUUGGCUUCAAACCUGUUGACAUACAUUUCCCACAAUACCUUCCCUGCAAGCCUUAGGAAACUUGAAUUAUCAUCAAACCAGCUGCUUCAUCCAGAUCUUCAGCUCUUUGCAACUCUAGACUAUCUAGAUAUCACAUAUAAUAGAUUUUACUGUGAUUGCCUCUUAAGCAGCCUAAUUGUGUGGCUGAACCAAACCAAUGUCACCUUAGCUGGAUCACCAAAUGAAAUGUUUUGUUUUGGACCCCCUGAUUUUGCUGGCAUUCCCCUUUAUGCACUGACUGUUGAUAACUGCAAUGAAGAUAAGAUCUUGGAGCCUCUACAGUUGUCACUCUUCAUUUUUACCUGUGUUGUUCUGACAAUGUUCCUAAUAGCAGUGAUUGUCUUUACACGCUUUAGGGGAACUUGUUUCAUUUGGUAUAAGACUAUGUCAAGAGUGUUCUUGAAGGAGCAACCACCAGAGUUGGAUAAAAAGACAUAUAGAUAUGAUGCCUAUGUGUGCUACAGCAGCAAGGACUUUGAGUGGGUCCAAAAUUCCUUGAUAAGGCACCUGGACUUCCAGUAUUCAGACAAAAACAAAUUUGCUCUCUGCUUUGAAGAUAGAGAUUUUUUGCCAGGAGAGGAUCACAUCACCAACAUUCGCGAUGCCAUUUGGAACUGUAGGAAAACUAUUUGCGUUGUGACAAAGCAGUUUCUCAAGGAUGGCUGGUGCGUGGAAGCUUUUAAUUUUGCCCAGAGUAGGUAUUUUUGUGACCUGAAAGAUGUCCUCAUUAUGGUGGUAGCUGGAUCACUUUCUCAGUAUCAGCUUAUGAAAUACCAGCCAGUCAGAGCAUUUUUGCAAAGGGGUCGAUACUUGAGGUGGCCAGAAGACCCCCAAGAUGUGGAGUGGUUUCUGAAUGCACUUUCUCACCGAAUAUUAAAGGAGAAGGAAGUUAAGAAGAAACCAAAAAAGAAGAAAGUUACGAAGAAACCAAAGGGGAAGAUGAACCCAAAGUCAUUGGAACUGAACAUUGUAACUGUCUCUUAGCUGGUAGUUUGGCUGGCUGCCAUUUCAAUAGCAUGGUAGUUAAUUCUCCAAAGAAAUGUGCUAUUCAGUUCUUACAACAUGCUGAGCCCUAAUCUCUAUACAUGAGCAAGGCAAAUCUCACAUUGAAAUGGCUGUAUGUGAACACUGGUGAUCUUCAUGUCAUUUCCCCUUUCACUGCCAAGGCUUUUCAAAGAUCAGCAUGUUUCACCAGAGGGAUCUUGUACAUAAAAGUCUGGGUAAAAUUAAAGGGCUAUUGCACAUUUAUAGUAAUAAUUAUGUGACCUAUAACUUUUGUUGGUUAAAGGGUUAUUAAAUUAUUGACUUGUUUAGUCAAAGAAAAAAAUUCGCUACUUUGCAGUUAGACUUGAAGACACAUUGCCAAUCUGCAGCCCUGGUGGCUUCAGAGACUUAGGAUAGAGACACACAUUGUUGCGCCGGUUCCAGUGCGUCCCCACCUCUCUUUUCUGAAAAAGGGAGCACACAAUGGUAGUCAGCCUCCACCCCCUUUUAGUCUAAACCUAGUCGGAUCAGCUUGAGUGCAUUUUUUAAAAAUUUGGCUUCAGACAGAUUUUGCAACUGAUUGGCAGAUCAAGCUGUCUGCCUUCCAGGUGUGGUCAAUGGAAACACUUUGCUGUAGGCUCAGGCAGAGGCAGUGAUGAGCCGAACACUUUGCUGUGGGUGGUCCUGAAAGUCAGUAGUGGGGAAGGGAGGUAUGCCAGCUGACAGCAGAGUCGCUUCAAAUCAAAGCCAGAAAAAACAUUCUCACUGCUUUUGAAGCGACUACUACACUCACAGCCUUAAAUUGAAACACAGGAUGGCUAGAUUUUUCCAUUGUGCCUUUUUCAGCACUCAACAGAGCUGGUUACUGCAUCUCAAGCCUAUCUUCUUCUCAUUAUCAAUAUUUUAAAAACUAAUUGUUUCAGUGUCUCCCAGUCAUGACUUUGUGACUCAAAGGAAAACUAUUUGGUUCUUCAUCACAUGUUGAAUGUACAUGCACACAUACCCAGUGAGAAAGUGGCAUCGUUGUGGCAAGCUCCACUUCUGACCUGUGAACGUUCAUUAUAAUGUAAGGUGAGGACCACCUGCAGAUACCUUCUCAUCAGGAAGUCCAUUCUGCACAACAUAGUGGGCCUUUAGUGUUGUGGCACCGACCUUUUGGAAUUCACUCCCCUCAAAUAUUAGACAGGUGCUGUCUCUGUUGUCUUUUCGGCACCUGCUGAAAACCUCCCUCCUUCAACAAGUCGUUUAAUAUUAGACUCCAGUGUUAUAGCAGGUGAUUCAAGCGGGGUAUCCAGAGCACAGCCUUGUCCCAAUUUCUUGGAUGAGUUUCAGUUGGUGCAGCUUGAUGACGUUGACAUGGUGCUUGGACAGGUUCAUGCAACCACUUUUGUGCUGGAUCCUUGCCCUUCGUGGCUAAUAAAAGCUAGCAGGGAUGGACUAGCCAGCUGGGCCAGGGAAGUGAUUAAUGCCUCUCUGCGAGAGGGGGUGGUCCCUGGCUGCCUGAAAGAGGCAGUAGUGAGACCACUCCUGAACAGACCCUCCCUGAACCCAGAAAAUCUUAAUAACUAUAGGCCGGUAGCAAAUGUUCCAUUCCUGGGCAAGGUCCUUGAACGAGUGGUGGCAGGCCAGCUCCAGACACUCUUGGAUGAGACCGAUUACCUGGAUCCAUUUCAGUUGGGGUUCAGGCCUGGUUUUGGCACGGAAACAGCCUUGGUCGCCCUGUAUGAUGACCUCUGUCGGGAGAGAGACAAGGGGAGUGUGACUCUGUUGAUUCUCCUUGAUCUUUCAGCGGCUUUCAAUACCAUCAACCAUGGUAUCUUUCUGGGAAGACUGGCUGAGUUGGGAGUGAGAGGGACUGCAUGGUGUGGUUCCGCACCUACUUGGUGGGUUGGCUCCAGAAGGUAGUGCUUGGGGAACAUUGCUCGGCACCCUGGACUCUCCAGUAUGGGGUUCCACAGGGGUCAGUUCUGUCCUCCAUGCUGUUCAACAUCUACAUGAAACCGUUGGGUGUGGUCAUCCGGAGCUUUGGAGUGCAUUGCCAUCGGUAUGCU
This is a messenger RNA of Rhineura floridana, 5737 nucleotides long. RefSeq names its product toll like receptor 5 (gene TLR5). The coding region runs from base 1020 to 3686 and encodes 888 amino acids. NCBI's taxonomy places the organism in Eukaryota, Metazoa, Chordata, Lepidosauria, Squamata, Rhineuridae. The record is from RefSeq and is a predicted model, not a curated record. The transcript has 3 exons. Gene Ontology annotation, molecular function: protein binding; transmembrane signaling receptor activity. Gene Ontology annotation, cellular component: membrane. Gene Ontology annotation, biological process: toll-like receptor signaling pathway; immune response; inflammatory response.